ACUCGAUUCACAAUCAAACUACUUGUCUCUGGUUUUGUUCCAAUUUUUGUUCACAUUUCUUUACAAAAUGGCUGCAAUUACGCAAGUUCAAUCCUCUGACGGCAAAUCAGCCUCUGUGGGAUUUCAUUACCGUCAAAAAGAACAAAUUCCACCAGAUUCUAUCGGCAUCGAUCAGAUUCUGGUAUCUUUCCUCUUCUCCCCAAUCAACCCCCAAGACCUCCUCGUACUUGCAGGUCGCUACCCAGUCAAACCGCUGCAUACCCUAGACAACCAGCCUGUGCUGGGUUAUGACGGCGUGGCUUGCGUCGAAGCAGUGGGUCCUCUGACCAACCCGGAGUCGACCCACAUUCGGCCCGGAGACUUAAUUGUUCCGCGUCGACAUGGGUUGGGAACCUGGAGAAGCCAAGCGAUUCUUAGCGUGACGGAUGUUGUUCCCCUGUCGCCUACUAAGGAUCUGCUUGGCGCAUCUCUUUUGCGCAUGGCGUUUCUGCCGGCUUACCUCCUUGUUGAGGAUAUGCGUGACUUGAAGCCUGGUGAUUGGAUCAUUCAGAACGCAGGUUCUGGAACCAUCGCGAGGCUUGUAGCGCAGUUUGCUCGCCUCAAGGGUGUUCGUACCUGCAGUGUCGUGCGAGAUCGGGAGGGUGGCAGUUUCGAUGCCCUCAAGGCUGAUCUGCAGAGUCAGGGUGUUGAGAUCGUAAUCACCGAGGAUGAUCUCGAUAAACUUGGCACGCAGGCUUCGGCAGAACUCGCGGAUGCUGCUGCCAAGGGUCGUAUCGUGCUUGCCAUCGACGCUGUCUUUGGCGAAUCCGGCGAGAGACUCGCAAACGCCCUGUCUCAUGGCGGAACAUAUGUCAAUUUCGGGUCUCUAGGUGGAGCGAGCGGAACUAUUGGCCUAUCUCAGCGUUUGCUAUUCUGGUCAGAGGUUACGUUUCGGAACUUCCGUCUAUCUGAACAGCUCAAGGCUCGGACUGCAGCAGAGCAGGAAUCUCUCUUGCUGUGGUUCCAAGACCUACUUGCUAGGGGACUUCUGCGUACGCCACCCGUGAAGACCAUCCAGGUUCCUCGGGAUGUUGACGGCAGGGAUGAAUUCGAGAGGCGUGUAAAGGAGGCGGCCAAUGCAGGUCCUGCUGACAAGGUGGGAAGGGUCAAGCAGGUUUUGCAGUUUGGUAGGAUCUAG
Fusarium odoratissimum NRRL 54006 is the source of this 1177-nucleotide messenger RNA. RefSeq lists its product as uncharacterized. Gene Ontology annotation, cellular component: mitochondrion. Lineage: Eukaryota; Fungi; Ascomycota; Sordariomycetes; Hypocreales; Nectriaceae. The transcript has a single exon. Gene Ontology annotation, biological process: fatty acid metabolic process. Gene Ontology annotation, molecular function: trans-2-enoyl-CoA reductase (NADPH) activity. The coding region runs from base 68 to 1177 and encodes 369 amino acids. The record is from RefSeq and is a predicted model, not a curated record.